UGUAAUGGAGCCAUUUUGAAAAGAUGAAAGGUGGGCUAAAUUUAGUUACACAUUUGCAAAAAGGAUUAUCUCCUCUGUAAUCUCAUGAAAUCCAUGGUCAUGCUCUGUAGACGAGCAGAUUGAUUAAGAGCUGGUGAUAAUGUAAUCUCCUCUGUUUAAUUAGUGUGAGCAUGGUGGGCAGCUAAAGCAAACCACAUUACACACCAUCUGGACUGGAGACUGACUGGAGCAGCAACCCUGCUCUUAUCCACCCUCUCCAUCGUUAGUUUUUACAACAAGACACAAACAAGGACAUGUCAACGCUUGCUCUAUGUUCUCAGACUGGAUACAAGUGUCAUCCUGCACACAUCAUAACACACAUCAUUAAACCUGCGCAGGUGAUAAACUUUUUUCUAGUUUGUCUUGUUGACGGUAUAAACGGUGGACACUCCUGUCGGUUUGUCUCGGUUUCCAGCCAUGUUCUCAACGGUGAUCUCCAACAGCUGUGCACUCUAUGGGGACUAUGGCAACUAUGGACCUCCCCCAUACCCCAGGAAGAACAUCAGACCCAGAGCUUCACUUCGACACAACCCAUAUAACCCAUACAGGCCAUACCUGAGGAGGGUGGACACAAGAGUAUCUUUAGCCAAUCCCAAUAAAAUCUCCAGGACCACCAGUAGGGGUCAGUAUGUCACCAUGCCUGUUCACCAUCCAAAGCUGCAUCCACUGCCGGUCAGUCAGAGGAUCAUCCAAUCACAGCACAAAGCAAGACAGACCAAGAGUGCUGAGAGGUUCUCCAGUUAUGAUACAAGCUCCUGGAUUGAGAAAGGCUCCAGUAAACCUAAUAGAGGGAAGAAAACACAGAACAAGGCCACAUCUUCUUCUUCCAAGAGUACAGGAGACAUAAGACACAAGAGUUCCAGUUCUAAUGUUCGCCAGCACCAUCGCUACUUCACCAAGGAUGGCAUGUGUCGUGGCUCAUCAUACAGUUCCAAGAACAAGAUGUGUGACCUGAUCGGCACCCUGGUGGAUCUGAAGUACAGCUGGAUCCUAUUUGUCUUCACCCUGUGCUACAUCGUCACCUGGGCAGCCUUCGCAGAGCUCUACUUCCUGGGUGCCUGGCUGCGUGGUGAUAUGGAACACAUACAAGACCCGCAAUGGCAGCCAUGCUUUGAGAAACUGAACAGUUUCCAUUCGGCCCUCUCUAUCUCCAUGGACAGCCAAAUCAUCAACGGCUACAGCUCUAGAGUGGCCUCAGCCAACUGCAUGGACGGGCUGGUUCUCAUGAUGGCACAGUCCAUCAUUGAAUCAGUGUUAGACACCCUGAUGCUGGGCUGCAUCCUGGCCAAGCUAGCCAGGCCUAAGAGGAGGCUGCCCACUCUGUUAUUCAGUCAGCACUGUGUGGUCUCUGAGAGGGAUGAGAGGCUGUGCCUGAUGUUCAACGUCAAGACUCUGAAAGAAACACACAUGCUGGUGGCAGAGAUAAGAGCCAAGCUGAUCAAAUCUCACCAUACCAAAGAGGGAGAGUUCAUCCUGUUGGAGCAGAGAGAGCUGACUCUGGGGAUGGGGCCAGAUGGAGCCAGGCUGUUCACAGUGGAGCCCCAGACCGUGGAGCAUGUCAUUGAUGAACAAAGUCCUCUCUGGGGCAUCAGCGCUGACUCUUUAGAGUGGGAUACCUUUGAAAUUGUGGUCAUGGUGGACGGAGCCGUUCAAGACGCAGGCACAGCCUUCCAUGUGAGGACCUCCUACACAGAAGAUGAGAUUUUUUGGGGACAGCGCUUUAAGUCACACAAGCCACUAGAAAAGAGGGGGAUUGGUUCCAAUCACAAGACCUCUGAUAAGAACUAUAAGGUCCAGACUGCCACACACAGUGACAGAGAGAUGGCAGUGAGACAAAGACAUGAGAGAUCUCCUGGACAUGACACAGACUCUGUCCCCUCCAAUAUGCCUACAAGGAAAGUACAUUACCAGUAUUUAUCUGAUCAAAUGUUACUGUGCAACUCAGUCACUAAUAACAUUGGCACAGGAACUAGGAAACUUAGUAAGAAUGAGUUCUUUAUAUAAAUAUUGACAUUUGACAUGUUGGCAUAGAAGUGUCAAUCAAAGUUUAUGAAAUCAAGCCACACUUUACAUAUCCAUCAGAAUGUUUAAACAAUGUAAAUAAACAAAUGCUGAUGACCAAUAUCUAAAGCUGCCAUUUAAACAUCUAAUUGAUCAAACUAAUUUGUAAACGUGAACUAAAAUACUAAUUUGUAAGCGUGAGAACAGCACUUGUGUGAUAUACAGUUACAAUUAUGCUGAUUGUAUUAGUUCUUAUUGGUCUCCUUACAGUAUGCGAGAAAUAACUUAAGGUAUCUCACUGCCCAUACAUCAAGCUCUUCCAAUGAAGAUUUAAAUGAUGAGUGUAAUUUAAUGAUUGUAUUGCCAUGUGCUGUGUCGAUUUGAUAAACGGACAAAUGAAUGUCAGUAUUACUAUCUAUUCACCAGCAAAGGAGAUAUCAAAAUCACAUACCAUCAUAGACUCUUGCCAAAGUUGAUAUUUAUGUAAAUUUACAGCAUGUGUUACAAUUCCCUUUAAUCAAUCCAUUAUGUUUUUGGAUGUAAACCCACACUCAUUCCCAGUCUGCAUGUCAACACACAGUAUAAGUCUGCCACAUCCACCUCAGAUCCCAGUAUUCAGACAGACGGACGGACGGACGGACGGACGGACGGACGUAUUAGAGUGGGUUUGACUUGUACAUCAUUUCAUCUGACAGUGAUUCAGAUGAACCAAAGAGAUGCAGGCCGUUUCCGGGAUGCUGCUUGGACAGUCCGAGUGUAAGGAAUGUUUUCGCUGGCAGUUAUCCUCCUCACCUGGCUCUCCCCAGGCCUAAUCCCAUACCACGCCCAUGGGAGACAGUGCAUAUCAAAGGUACCUUCUGCUGGCUGCCAUUCUAGAUGGCAGAUUAAAUCUACAAUUAAAUCUUCUGCUGGCUGCCAUUCUAGAUGGCAGAUUAAAUCUACAAUUUUUUAUUAGGAACACCUUGAUGUUCCCAACUUAAAUAGAUGAGACUGGAUUAAUUAAGCUUGCUGUAAGGUAGAAGAUACAUUUUCAAAAAAGACUUCUUACCCAUACUUAACUGUAAACAGAUGAAAAAGUCCAAAUUGUAUCAUGUUUUAAUUAACAUAUUUAUUUGUAUAUCCUUAUCAAA
This is a messenger RNA of Oncorhynchus mykiss (rainbow trout), 3170 nucleotides long. Its product is annotated as G protein-activated inward rectifier potassium channel 3-like. Lineage: Eukaryota; Metazoa; Chordata; Actinopteri; Salmoniformes; Salmonidae. Gene Ontology annotation, biological process: potassium ion import across plasma membrane; regulation of monoatomic ion transmembrane transport. Gene Ontology annotation, cellular component: plasma membrane. The record is from RefSeq and is a predicted model, not a curated record. Gene Ontology annotation, molecular function: inward rectifier potassium channel activity.